CAUAGAGGAGUUGCUUUUUACCUGGGAUCGUACUGUAGGAUGAUCUAUGGUCAGCCACUGACAGACUGAACUGAACUUCACGAAGAACAACAGAUCUAAGCAAAUGUAAGAUGAGGCGAUGAGCCAGGUAAUUACACCUUACCUGUAAGAAGAUAGCGAGUGUGGGACAGUAUACAGUUUGUGAAUGCAAUGUUACACAUGGGCGCCGGGGUGUUGCGUAGCGAGACGAAGCACGGCUCUGCGUGAACCAACGUGACGGGGACUGCGUGACGACUGAGCGGGCGGAGAGCUGUGUGUCCGAAGCCGUGCGUGCCCGGAAAUAAAGGCGCUGUGUUCGUUCAAAGGAAUUGUUACCUGACCAGCCUGUGCCGUGGUGGAGACACUGACAAUUAUACCUGUUGUAGUCCCACAGGAUACUUAUACACCUGUCCGCAUUUAGUCAGGAAUUUUGACUUCACCUGACGUGAAGGUGUACUAAGAGGUAUACGCGUGCUUAUUUUUCAAAGAGGUAGAACCAUACCUGUCCGAACUGAAGUUGGAAUCUAAUAAGCAACUUUGACAGUUGUUGGACGCCUACCUGUGUGAACGAAAUCUGAUGAAAGCUAGUUAACCCGAUCCUCCACACGUGUGUAGGCAUUUAUAGACAGACUAGUCGUAGUGAUCUAUAGCAUAGGCCUACUGCGCUCCUGUACCUGUGUGGCUGGGUCAGUACCGCCUCCGUUAGCUGUCGCCUGGUCUGAGGGGGCAGGGGUCAGGGAGGGGAUUUACCUGUGGGAUGUACCUCAGAUUUGACACCGGUAGAGAGGUUUACUUGGGGUGUAUGUCUUAAGUAUGGAUGGCCAAACGGAACAAUUCGGCGCGACCACGGAGAUCGAGGCAAAUGGAACCAGACAAAAAGUGGUCAUUCGAAGUAAAGAUCGACGCAAAAGUGAGGGCCAAAGCUCUUCGAAUGGUUCCAAGGCAGUCUCAGCACGGCGGGGCUCUCGACCUGGCGAUGAAGAGGCAUCGGGGCGCCGAGACUCAAGGCCGGGGGUUGAGACAGUCAUCAAUGGAGCAAGUUAUGGGUCAGUGUUUGGGGACGACAAUGACGACGCAUACAGCGUGGUCAGUCUAGCCGAAGAAGUGGCCAAAGCUGACAAAGAGAAAAGCAGGAAGUCUUCAGUUACCACAGCUUUCCACAAAGCGACAUUCUCCACUCUAGAGAAAAGCUCCAAGACGUCAUCGGGCCGAGAACGUCCGGUAUCGUCUAUGAACGAUGACGGGUCAGGUCACUCGGACGAUUCCCCUCCCGGCUCCAGCGAGGAAGUUGCCCAGGAGAGUUAUCUCCCCAGACAGGUGCCCGACGGCUUCGCGCAUUUCGCCGCUACGUCCUUCCAGUUCAAAGCUACGCCCGUGUAUAGUUGUUCAGCGCUACCUAAUCCGUUAUUGCAGCCGAAUGAUAGAACAGAGCACCUGGCUGCCAUGGCUUCUUGGAUGCUGAUUCUGAGGAUUAUGGGGGAUAUGCCCGAUUUGGAUCACAUGAGUACACUGACGGUGUCAGGGCAAACUCCUGAUGCUUUGUCGAAAGUGAAAAGGUUUUUCAGCAAGAAAUACACAAAAAAGGACGUGGAAGAUGCCCAGAAAAAGUAUUCUGAAAUGUUUAAAGAUCCAACCAACUCCGAGAUAAAAGACAUCCCUUUCUUGGCCGACCACAAAGAGUCCAUGUUGGAAAAAGUCCAGUACAUUUGCAUGAUGGGAAUUUAUCGACCAGAGCUGAGGGAUGAGUUAUACUGCCAACUAUGCAAACAGCUAACAAAUAACCCAUCAAAGAACAGCACCGCCCGAGGCUGGGUCCUCAUGUAUCUGUUCACAGGAUGCUUUGCGCCCACAGAGAAGUUUGCCUCCUGUCUAGUAAGGUUUUUAAGGGAAGGCCCCACGGAGUUUGCCCCUCAGUGUGAACGGUUGUUACGCCACACCUUUACUAAUGGCACAAGGGGCUACCCUCCCAGCUGGUUGGAGUUCCAGGCUGCAAAGAACAACAAACCACUUUUGUUACCGGUGUCCUUGAUGGGAGGUCAAAGGUUAUUAAUUCAAGCUGACCCUUCAACGACCUUGACCCAGUUCUGCAGACGAAUCGCCACCAAAAUUGGUCUUCACGACCGCACUGGAUUUUCUGUCUAUAUUACACUGUUUAGAAAGAUUUCCUGUCUUGGUCAUGGACAACACAGAAUCAUGGAUGCUGUAGCAGAGUGCGAGAUCCACACGAAACAGAUGGGCAUGAGGGAGAGCAGUGCCACUUGGCGGCUCUAUUUCCGCCGAGAGUUCUUCCCCCCUUGGCACGUAGCUGGCGGAGACCAGAGAGCUAUAGAUCUGACCUACCAGCAGAUCAUGAGAGGAGUUUCCGUGGCCGAAUAUCGCUGUGAUAAUGACGACGAUAUCAUUUUAAUGGCCGCGCGGCGGUAUUAUCUGGAACAUCUCCCCAAACCAGAACCCAAGAAGGUAGAGCCAUUUUUGACUUCCUGGUUGCCAGAGUCCUGUCUGCAGACGAAACCAGUGGCGGAGUGGAUGGAAGUCUUUAACAAGAUUUUACAGGAAGAUCUAGUGGCCAAAAACGUUCCCUCGUAUGACGUCAAAGAGCAGAUUGUGACGUAUGCGAAAGAGCGCUGGACGAUGUUGUUUUCACGGUGUUAUGAUUUGACCAAGCUGCAGGGGCCGAACUUCCAGUGGAACAGCGGCGUGCUAGCCGUAAACUGUCAGGGAUUCUUCGUCGUCGAUGAGUCGGAUAAAACCAAAGUACACUUACCGUUUGUGGAGAUCACGGAUGUUGUUCGCGGAGGCACCAAUCCUGUUCUUCUUUCAAACGGAAACCUGAGCCGACAGUUGCUGACGAUGACAACGCUGAAGGGAGAGCAGUACAUCAUUACAUCCCCACAUUGUGACGACAUGUUUAAUCUCCUGCUCAGUUUUGUUGAUGGCCUCAAACGACGCUCAAUCUUUGCUGUAGUUUUGGAGAGUUCUUCCAAAUUUGGUCCUAAUGGACAAAGUGUGGUGAGAGGGGACCUCCUCGUCCUGGACAAAACCUGGGAGGAUUUCAGCGACUCUCAGGAAGUGUCGGGGACAUGCAAAAGAUCUGAACAGUGCGGAACAUUACCAAAGUCCAGCGUACAUAUACUAACCACAACCACAGAGCCAUCUCCAGAUGUGAUGGGUUUGUUAACAGUUCAGCUUAAGAAGGACGGAGGCCUGUUUGCACAGAACAAUAAUCAGUCUGCACAACAUACGCUGGAAAACUAUGCCAAAUUACAUUUUAGAAAAUCAACUGAAGGUAGUGUUUCCAAGUUACUGUCCAAAGCCUCCUUCAAACGGAAGUCCCAGAGCCAGCAAUGGGCAUAUCAGAAAGAUCCAAUCAAACGGCCGUUGUUAAGGAAACUCCAGUUGAGACCGGAUACAUACAAUACCGCAUGUACUGCCUUCACUUCUAUUCUCCAGUACAUGUCGGACACAUCCGGUACUAUCUCUCCAGGACUGAAGGAUCUGGUAAAUUCUACAGUCGUGGAACCAGCUCUGAGGAAUAGAUAUAUGAGAGAAGAGAUUUAUUGUCAGCUUGUGAAACAGAUUACACAGAACAAUGACGUUUCCAGCGAAGAUCGGGGCUGGCAGUUGUUGUGGUUGAUGACCGGCGUGACGUUCCCCGGAAGUGAGCUUUUCGAGGAGUGUACCAGAGUGAUGAAGAGCAGUUCUCAUCGGCUGGCCAAGGCCUGUUUAGAGAGACUAAUCCAGAUCAAAAAGGGAGGGAGCCGCCAUUUUGCUCCACACCGAUACGAGUACGAGGCUGUAGAAGCUGGCGAGACUACUAUCACAAUACAUGUCCACUUCCCAGACCAAACCUCACAGCACUACCAAGCGACGUCUUCGAGUCGCGCGGUGGAGUUAUGUGCGACGAUAGCCAGUGAUUUACAGCUCAAAUCCUCGGAGGAAUACAGUCUGUUCUUCAGUGCUGGCGACAAAGGUUUAUCGGAACGAGGCUCAGGCCCGUUUUUAUCCAUUCCGGAUGACGAGUAUAUUUUUGAUCACGUGUCUUUCGCGGACAUUUAUUGGAUCAAGCGCCGAGCAAGCUACUCCCCUCCCCGCCAUUUGGCUCUGUUCUUUAUGAAGAAACUCUGGGUGAACGUCGCCCCGGACUCCGACCCUGUGGCAGACCUGAAGUUCCAUUAUACUCAGGAACUGCCUAACUACCUUCGUGGAUAUCACAAAGUGACGGACGAAGAAGCAGUAACUUUGGCCGCGUGUGUCUACGUGGUGAAAGCCGGCACGACGAGGGCCUCGUCAGAUGACAUACGAAAAUCCUUGCCGCAGCUUAUUCCGGAUGACUUGCUAAAGAAGAGGAGCGCCGACGAUUGGGCAGAGAACAUUGUGUCUACUUUGUCUCAGAACAGUCAGAUGAGCGUAGAUGACGCCAAGCGUGGCUUCCUUGAAAUUGCCAGCCACUGGCCUACGUAUGGGUCCGUCUUCUUUGAAGUGAAGCAAAGAAGCGCCAAAUCUUAUCCUAAAGACGUUCUGUUAGCAAUCAACACGUCUGGAGUGUAUCUCAUCGACCGACAGACAAAGGACAUGUUGGUGACGUAUGGCUACUCCAAGAUCCCUAACUGGCAGUACGACAAUAGCCAGUUCACUCUGCUCAUCGGAGACUCGGUCAACACCGCCAAGAUGGUCCUGGACACUGCUCUAGGUCACAAUAUCGACGACUUAGUCAUGGCCUACAUCACCUGGCUGAUGAACUACCAUAUGAAGAAGAGAGUGAAGACUGUAGAUGGGGACCCUUCUGGGGAAUCCUAUUGUUGAGAACGACAAUGACAUGUUUUCUUGGCGAAUCUCCAUGUUACAGACAAAAAACGAGUGAAAUGCAAAUGGGAUCAAAUAAUCAAAUCCUUGGCGAAUCUCAAUGUCACAGACAAAAAUCGAGUGACAUAUACGAUCAACUGAUUCCUUUGUGAAUCGCAAUGUUACAGACAAAAACGAGUGACAUGUAAGUAGGAUCAACUGAUUCCUUUGUGAAUCGCAAUGUUACAGACAAUCCGGUGAGUGAAAUACAAGUGAGACCAAGUGUUUUCUCGGUGAAUUUCAAUGUUACAGACCAACAUAUUCCUUAAAAACAAUCAGAAAAUAUCAAGUGAAACCAACAGGUUCAUUAGAGAAUCACACUCUGAGGGACAAACGUGAGUGAAUUUAAAGUGGACUCAAGAGAAUUAACCUGAAAGAAAUAGUAAUAAGCAAAGGACAUUUAUGGAAUUGGAAUUGCUUGAACUACUAGUUUUCCAAAGAUUUAAAAUCGUAAGAUCGCACCCGGGGGAUUUGCACUAAUAGACAUUUCGACGAAUCAACUUCCAAAAUAUUCCUUCUAUUACUUAGGACUACUUUGUGUGGAUUUUUUUUUAUCUGAACAAGACCGUCUAAAUGUUCGGCACACACAACUAACAGAUCAGAUAACAAGACGUUGGUUGCAAGCGACCGGAUUAAGCCAUUAACUUAUCAUAGGUAGGCUUCUGUUUAGCAAAAGAAGGAAAGAAUAUCCACUGGUAGCUUUUAAGGCUGUCUGGAAUUUUAGGAAUUCAGCGUUAACAAGACGACUGAUUGCUUGAAAUCAUCAGACAAACGUGCCGUUUGGAUUACUCACUGAAGAGUUGGCUCGUCUGUGAUGAAGUUAAAUUCAAAACCGGAUGUACCUACUUGGGCAGCUGACGAUGCGGAUUUUGUGCAGUGCAACAUUUUGUAACAGAGGACCGCUGUGUACCCCAGAUUGGUCUGGGUCUACAACAAUGUGCGCGAUGAACACAGUCUUG
Liolophura sinensis is the source of this 5819-nucleotide messenger RNA. Its product is annotated as myosin-VIIa-like. Lineage: Eukaryota; Metazoa; Mollusca; Polyplacophora; Chitonida; Chitonidae. Bases 832 to 4821 code for a protein of 1329 amino acids. The transcript has 30 exons. The record is from RefSeq and is a predicted model, not a curated record. Gene Ontology annotation, cellular component: cytoskeleton.